GCUGGUUUGUUUACCUUCGAGAACAACUUGUUUGGGCAUCCCUUAUGAAUUGAAUCGAUUCUUUCCUUCCCAAACUCCCGGUGUACUGUUUGCAUUGUCUGGUAAAAAACAGCUUUUCUCUAACAGAAUGGAUAAAGCUUCUUUUGCAGCGAAACGACGUCAGGACAAAGUUCACAAAAAACCACCACCACCAAAGCCAGCCAAGCAAAAGGGUGGCCCUAAACCACCCGAAGUACAGCAUACGGCACCGCUCGUCGUUUGUGACGAUCGGUACGGCAAGCGCCAGAUUCAGCAAAACUGGACCGAAGAGCGGAAUCUUCCAUCGAGCGACAGCGACACGGAAGACGAACAGCUGCUGGCGGCCGAUUUUGAGAAGCUGCUCGAGCUUCCCGCAUCGAGUGCGAGCCACUUUCUGCUUAGCUCGGAGAAACGCUGGCUACAACCGGACACCGAUCUACCGGGCGAGGAUGAAAAGAACCGCUACAGUGAGUACUUCCGCAUCGAUACGAAGCUGCUGAACGCCAGCCUUGGGUGCAUCCCGUUCUACGAGCGACACGGAUACGACGAAACACUGUUCAGCACGCUGGAGCUUAAUCUAAUGCGACAAAAGGCGGAAAUACAUACGAACAAGUUCCAGCAAACCUUUGCCGACCAUCUAUCGUCGAGCGUCAAAGUCGGACCAGUUUCCCAGAAGCACAAAGAAAACAUGCCUCCUCCGCCAAGGAAACCGCAACCAACGCCAUGUUUCGUUGGGAAAUUUGCUAACCCGAAGCUGAAUGAUUCCGUCGGUGUGACAGAAACAAAGCAAUUGCAUUUAUCGAAAGAGCCAGUUAAGCCCGUGGAAGCCAAGUUGAGCGAGCUUAAAAUUGAACCAGAAGUGAGUAAAACUGUCCCCAAAAUCGUUCCCAAAGUUGAACCAACCGUUGCGACAACCUCAACGAACCCGCCUCCACAAGGCUCGGGAAAAGAUUCGAAGGAAGACAUUCAACAAUGGUUGGACGAUAUUUUGGAUAUUUAAUAAACCUGGUUUAACGUUUUAA
Molecule: messenger RNA, 1040 nt
Organism: Anopheles arabiensis
Lineage: Eukaryota; Metazoa; Arthropoda; Insecta; Diptera; Culicidae
Gene: Aven
Exons: 2
Coding region: 128-1018 (296 amino acids)
Biological process (GO): negative regulation of G2/M transition of mitotic cell cycle
Source: RefSeq, a predicted model, not a curated record